Molecule: messenger RNA, 2032 nt
Organism: Schizosaccharomyces cryophilus OY26
Lineage: Eukaryota; Fungi; Ascomycota; Schizosaccharomycetes; Schizosaccharomycetales; Schizosaccharomycetaceae
Exons: 1
Coding region: 192-1307 (371 amino acids)
Source: RefSeq, a predicted model, not a curated record
UAUGAUAUCACCGUAGGAUCGAAAUAAUACUCUCAUUGAAUCAUGGGGAAGUGGGGGUAUCCCUAAGAAAUCCGAGCGGGCGAUUCUUACUCAGAGCAAACCACAAACAGCCUGAACUUCUUUUUAAAAAAAUAUAUUGAAGGUUUGAUCUUGGAAUAGUGGCCAAUUUCUAGAAACCAUAAGUUGUCUUUAUGUCGUUUGUAGAUGGAGUCAACAGUUGGUUCUCGGCCGGUUCUUAUUGGGAUGGUCUAGGUCCAACAAACGUUUUUCAACCAGAUGACAGUGCUGCAUUUGUGAGUCAGUACGAGGAAAUCGAAUUGGCAUCCGACAAUUUGAUGAAGAAUGGCAUGUUGGCCUCACGAGCUCGGAAAGGCAGCUUUGCAGGGACGAAUGACCCUUUCUCCACCGCAUCACUUAAUGAGGCUUUAAGUAGCAGUAUACCAAUGAAUCACGGAGUAGGUGGUAGUUUAUUACGCAAUGCGCUUUCCAGCACCCCUAAUGGAGCCUCGAAUAUGCUUGGGACUUCGCCUGCUGAGCCUAGCACGAUUGUUGGUUCCGCCAAUCAUUCCUCCGGCUUUGGUACCUCGUUUCCAGGUAGCACUUCUUUGGGAGGAACUACGGCAUCGUCGCUUCUACACCCUCGUCGAUCGGUUACGUCGCUGCUGUCAAGUAGUGCCCAUCAUAACCCAUUUUCGUCGUUUACAGAUUUGGCCGCUCCUGGAAGAUCUUCGUUUUCUUCGUCGACGGUAGGUGGAAAUAGUCUUCCUAACUUUGGUCUUUCUAGUAUGCCUCCUCCUUCGGCGUUACGGACGGCGAAGCAGCCUCCGGCAUUUUCAUUGUUAGAAACCACUUCGAAUAGCUAUAACCCGUCUUCCUCUUUUAUGGAUUCGGUGAAUGUGGAUUCGUUACCCGUUCCAACGGCACGCCGUCGUCCAUCUUCCAUAGCGCCCAUUGGAACGCGUCCUGCGAAGAGGGACCUUAAUAUUCCAUCCAGCAACGGCUCUGCUUCGACGGAUAGCACGCUUCGUCCACCGAAUCCCCCUCUUACCAACGGGAAUGCUCCUCCUAUUGCCGCUGUGAACAAGGUCUCUGCUGUCGCAGCCUCUCCUCAAACGACUGGUUCGUCUGUUUCUUCCUCUCUUCCUACACUAAGUUUGGACUUCAAGCAAGAGUACAGCGGAAAUAAUCAAGACAUGUCUGGCUUGUCUUCCUCGUUGUCGAAGUCACAUCAUCCCUCCAUUGCAUUGGGCUCUCAAAUUUGGUCCUCUCCUCCUGCUAGCUCUGUUGGUGGCGUUAAUGUUUGGUAAACAAGCAGUUGCAAUGAACGUAGCGGUUAUUUUCUUAAAAAUUUUUGGGGAACUAAAUUUUUAUUGACUAUAACGAACUCUGGAAAGGGCAGUAGUAUUCAUGCUGGCUUUCGAAAGAAUGCAAACACUUCUUUGUUUCCUUUUUCUAAUAACGUGAAAGAAUCGUUUUUGAAUCUUUGUUACUACUGUGAUAGUGAAUCUUUCUUUCCGCUUUGCAUAAACUGGUUUUUUCGCAUAGGAUAAAAUUUUUUGAAUCCUUAAUAUCUGAUUAUCUCAAUUGAUAUAAAAAUAGGCUGUGGGUGAUUGAGAAUGGUUCUAUAGGUUCUUGGAUCAGUUAAAAUGUUGUGGGAAUUUUUUUUUCUGCUCUUAUUAUAACAUACAUAUAUAUUGAAAAGAGAGAAAGAGAAAGAAAAAUAAUAAAAAAAAAAACAGACAUGGAAAUAGAUUAUGGUGUUUUAAUAGGACUUUAGUCGUUUUUUAUCUUUCUUUCAUGGCAGGUCUUGACAGGAAAGGAAGAAAUGGGACAAAAAGAAAAAGAGUUAGAUUGCUGUUUGCUUUGGAAAAAAAACGCUAGGACAUGGUUUUCUUCGAAAUUGUUUUUACUUUUCAGGAGCGUCCGAGUUGCACAUAGGAAAAUACGAUUGUUUAUUAAUAUGCACUUAAUAAUAUAGAAAUAGUAAUCUGAAAUUUUUUUUGCUUUUAUUUUCUUUUUCAGAGUAAUUAUG